Messenger RNA from Zophobas morio, 977 nucleotides. RefSeq names its product transmembrane inner ear expressed protein. Bases 346 to 798 code for a protein of 150 amino acids. The transcript is spliced from 3 exons. Lineage: Eukaryota; Metazoa; Arthropoda; Insecta; Coleoptera; Tenebrionidae. The record is from RefSeq and is a predicted model, not a curated record.
UUCUGACACUUCGGAACCCUUCGGCUAAGUUCGACCGGGCGCGACCCCGACGCGCUAAAUUCAAACCGCACGCACUGUCAAUAUACACGGUGACUCAAAAACACGCAACUUGCAAUUAGCACCGAAACACACUUUUCACGCUGCUGUUUUCACCAAAACACCAUUUAACCACUUAAAGUCGAAAAUUGCGUUAAACCCUCUAACUGGCUGGUAUUACUGUCGUGCGUCGGGUCAAAACCACAUAUUCGAUUAGUUUCAUGUGUAAAUUAAUGUCUGUACUAGGCGUGUUAUUGGGAGCGGCCACAGAACCACCCCUCAUUUCAAUUAUUCCCAAUCCACCUCAUCAUGGCCACGUUCUAUGCGAAUCCCAACGACACAAACGAGCCCUGGAUAGAGAAAGCAGCAUUCAAUGGCUUUAGGAAUUGGCAUGUUAUGUUCUUCUGCUUCUCUGGACUCACUAUUUUAAUCAUCCUAAUUUGCUGCUGCGUCAAGUUCAGAGUACCUAGAACCAAACAAGAAAUCGAAGGUGAUUACAGGCGCAAAAAAUUGGCCGAGAAAUUUCAAGAACGUCUUCGCAUGAUUCAAAAUCAAGAUAUGGACGUGCUAGAUUUAGAACAAGCCCUGAAGCUCAUACAAGAAGAUUUUGACCAAGAAAACGCGAAAAUCCGAGAGAACACUACGAUAGAGAUAAACCAGAAAAAUAACAACGGAGAGACUCCACAACAACCCAAAUGUGCUAAAAAAUUCGCGGACAUCAUGCUAGCUGCAAGAGUACAAUCGCAAUCCACAACCGAAUGAAUACAAUUUUAAAUUCAGCGCGCUUCACCGACACUGCCUGUUUUAUCGACAAAAAUUUGGAGGGAAACGUCGCGACGCACAAGCUAACAUUAGCUACAUUUGUAAGAAAAAUAUGAAAUUUGCAGUGCUGGAACAGUUUUGAAUUAUUAUUCUUCAUAAUAAACUACAACUAAAACCUA